Didymodactylos carnosus is the source of this 1648-nucleotide messenger RNA. NCBI's taxonomy places the organism in Eukaryota, Metazoa, Rotifera, Eurotatoria, Philodinida, Philodinidae. The record is from the annotation of a GenBank genome assembly.
CCUCGCCCAUAAAACAAUAACUGUAUUUCACUGACUAUUAACAGCCAACUCACAAAAUAUUAUAUUGUAGAUAGAGUAGAGUUGUGGCUACAUUUUAAUAAAAAUAAAAAGUUUUCAUCUUUCUUAGAUCAGCAGCUAUUGACAUUUCACGAAACAGACAUAAAAAUCGCUUCUGUCUCACGAACCAUCUAGUAAAAGAGGCUCAAACUUGGUAGGUGAUCAGCAUUUAGCAAGAGCUAUGAACACACAAAGUCAUGGUCCUUCAGUCACAGGGGCUCGCCACUUUUAACGAGUACUGUAAUAUUUAGAUAAAAGUGAAAUAUUUAGGCAGAAUUAUAAUUCUAUCUUAAAGAUGAAAAGUGUAUUAUGUCAGCUCGUACUAUUUUGGUACUGCACACAAUCAUCAUAUACAAGUCCAGUCACUCUUAUCGAAGAAACAUUACAGGAAUGGUAUAAUACAACGUAAGCUUGUUUCACAUUCUUCUUCGUUUACCUUAUCGUGACAGUUUUGUCUCUAUUAAUUCUCAAUACGCUGGAAGUACUCAAUCAACAACAAGAGCAAUUGAUUACAACCAAUAACAAUCUAUUAGAUGAUUUGAUUUUAAUAUACGGUGAACAGUCAACAUCCAACAACCAUGAAAUUCUUCUCCUUUUACUUACUUCUUCUGUCCGAUUACCAACUAUAAAUCAAAGUAAUUUAUCAUUACCUGAAACUAAUGAGUUACCAUAUGUUGAGACUGUGGUGCGUGAAUUAUUUAAAAUCUAUGAACCGUUUUGUUUCCGCAGAACUUACGGAAGAGGUGCUGGUCGUCCAUUUAAUGCAUGUCCUAGCACUGAAAGUGAACAAAGCGGUCUCUUAUGUUAUAAACCAUGUGAAGAUGGUUAUAACGGAGUUGGACCCGUUUGUUGGGAAAAGUGUGACAAUAAUAUGACACCGUCGGGUUUGUUUUGUAUUAGUAUUGUCUCAUCAACAGGAAAAUGUCCAUGGUACGAUGAAUGUGGUCUAUUUACACGAGGAUGCUCCAUUUGUCCAGAAAAUUAUACGAAUUUAGGAUGUUUUUGUCAACGUUCAUUUCUUCGAAAAACAUAUGGCCGUGGCGCUGGAGUACCAAUGAUUUGUUCAUCUGACUAUGAACAAAGCGGUCUAUUGUGUUAUCCAUAUUGUCUUCCUAACUACAGUGGGGAAGGACCUGUUUGUUGGGCACUUUGUCCUACUACAACACAGCCUAUAUUAUGCUUAGGCGUUGGCUGUGCUAAAACAAAGGAAGAUUGCACGACAACUGUUCUUCACAUGGUACAAUCUGUCAUCGGUGCAUCAUUAGAACUACUUCAUUUAGUGGUUGGAUUGCCAUUCAUUGAUUCAAUGACUGAGGAUCUACUUUUAAGUGCAGCUAAAGGUGAUUGGUUAAAUGUAGCAAAAGAUAUAAGUGAAAUUGCUUUAGCACUGGCCGAGAAAUUAUUUCCAUAUUUGAAAAGAAAAUUUAUUGAUUGGGAUUAUAGUACGAUAGAAUCAGCGACAAAAAAUGCUAGCUUAUUAUUAACAGUUGCUGCAUUUAAUGAUACACAUAGUUUGGAUCCGUUUAUUAAAUUUUUUAAACUCGAUAGUAUUAUCAAUGCUUUUAAUUUCGGAUUGUGUGACUUAGUAUAA